Molecule: messenger RNA, 1350 nt
Organism: Cladophialophora carrionii CBS 160.54
Lineage: Eukaryota; Fungi; Ascomycota; Eurotiomycetes; Chaetothyriales; Herpotrichiellaceae
Exons: 3
Coding region: 1-1350 (449 amino acids)
Biological process (GO): regulation of DNA-templated transcription
Cellular component (GO): nucleus
Molecular function (GO): zinc ion binding; DNA-binding transcription factor activity, RNA polymerase II-specific
Source: RefSeq, a predicted model, not a curated record
AUGGCCGACGCGAGGGAGCCUCCACGUCCUCAAUAUCCGCCGCCGGACGACCCAACCCACGGUGGCUACUACUCACAGCAGUCGCCUCAAGGACGUCCUGCGGCCGCACGAGACGACCGGAGCCCAUAUCCCCCCCCGGAUCCUGCCAGACAAGGCCAGUAUCCGGAUCCCAGGGCAGCUCAUCCAUAUCCGCCGCCGGGUUGGCCAGCGCAGCAUAGUGCUUAUCCUCCUCACUAUCCGGACCCUGCGCAUCCAGGCUAUGCGUACCCUCCGCGGCCUGAUUUGGGACAGCCUCCUCAGCCCAUGCAACCUGAUGCCUACCGUCUUCCUCCAGUCUACCCGCAUCCUCACCCGGGCUAUUACGCCCCUCCCUAUCCUCCUCAGGUGCCUGCUGCCGCGCCGCGCCAACGCACGGCCAUAGCCUGCAAGUAUUGCAGAAAGAGAAAGAUUCGAUGCUCAGGCUACGACAGCUCACCGGACGGCCGUUGUCAGAACUGCGUCCGCUUCAAUCAGCAGUGCCUCUUCCACCCCGUCUCCUCCCAGGCUGCCUUUGUCCCGGCCAAUGCCGUGUAUGGACCUAACGCCGCGAGGGCUCCUCUUGCUGGUCAACCCGAUGGCCGUCUGGGCCAGAAUGGACAACAUUAUCCCCGGGAUGGUGAAGCGCCGCCGAUGCUCUAUGGUGCCCACGGUCAACCUCUCGGACCCGCCGGACCCCAUGGCCAACCUCAGUACAACUACCCGCCGGCCCCUCCCCAUGGUUAUUCUCCUGCGCCGUACCCAUAUCCUCCCUAUCCGCCUGCUGGACAGCCAUAUGACGCACAAGGGCAGGGACCCCCUGCGCAUCAUGAUGAACGUGUCAGUCUUAAGCGUCCCCCUCCUGAUGAUGACCCCCACAAUGAGAAUUCUCAUGCAUCCCAGUCUCCCCACCCCAACUCUCGCCCGCGCAACAGUACAUACGAGUCGCGCCAGAACAGCAGCGGUAGCUACAACGAGUAUCAAGAUCCCAACAGUGGCGCUCCCACCUCCCCUGCCACUUCCACCAUGAGCUAUCAGUCCUUCCCUCAGCAACCUCGUUACGCCAAUGGCACGCAGUCUCAGAAGGGUAACAAUUCACCCCCGUCGGGCUUGACCCCGCAGUCCGCGCAGAGCUUCAACUCACCCCAUCAUGGGCCCAACCACGAUGACGGGAGGACCCCGCCUCCUAACCAACCCGGCUCCGCGGGUUCUUCUGCCAACGGAAGAAGCGGCAUGAAGGUCCACGAGAUGCUCGGGGAUCCGACCCGGGUACCGCCCGAGCAGCGAGGUAGGAACGACAACGAUAUGCUCAACAAGCUGGAUGGCAAGAAGUAG